Messenger RNA from Spirodela intermedia, 5828 nucleotides. The record is from the annotation of a GenBank genome assembly. Lineage: Eukaryota; Viridiplantae; Streptophyta; Magnoliopsida; Alismatales; Araceae.
AUGGAAUCCGGUGGCGACUUCUUCUCCUCCGUCACCGAGUUCCGGCUGGAUUCCAAGUGGAUUAUAGAUCCCAUGGACCUGCUCGUCGGCCCCAGGAUCGGAGAGGGAGCUCACGCCAAGGUCUACGAAGGGAAGUACGUCGCGAUUCCCCCACUGUUCCAUCGUUCCUGAUCAGAAUUUCACCGAUCGUCACUCUCAGCCGAUCUCCAAACCGAUUUGAUCGUCUCUUCCUUCUCCUCCUCCUCGCCAGGUACAGAAACCAGGCCGUGGCCAUCAAGAUCCUCCACAAGGGGGAUACACCAGAGGAGAAGACCAAGAGGGAGGGGAGGUUCGCGAGGGAGGUGGCGAUGCUGUCCAGAGUCCAGCACAGGAACCUGGUCAAGGUUUGCUCCUUCAUCUCCCCUGACGGCCGUUUCCAUGUUUACUUGGUUGCUGUGCUCCUCUGUGGUAAUGCCAGCCGCCAUGGCCGUCACAGUUUAUCGGAGCUUGCAAGGAACCAGUCAUGGUGGUGGUCACUGAGCUUCUGCUGGGUGGUUCCCUGCGCAAGUACUUGCUCAACAUGAGGCCCAGGUGCUUGGAUUUGCGUGUGGCCGUAGGGUUUGCCAUCGAUAUAGCUCGGGCGAUGGAAUGCCUGCAUUCCCAUGGGAUCAUCCACCGUGAUCUGAAGCCUGGUAAUUCCCUCCGGUCAUAUCUCUCUGAGUUCGCAUCCAUGGUCUCCCUUGGAGGCAUCUCCUCCUUCCCCAUAAGAAUCAUGCUCAUAACUCAGUGUAUUAGCAUGAUCCCCAUCGUCAUUAUUUACGCUGUAAUCCUUCAGCAUUUAUUUUCUGUUGACUGGCCUCCUCCUGUCUCUUUUUUCCAUUUUUGUAACUGUUCCUAUCGAAUGUUGAUAAACCGAGCUCAUCAGGACAUUUUUUUCCUUUCUUGAGCAUAUUUAUUUCUUUUUUCUUGGGCUCUUGGACUCUUUUGAGCUCUUUUUACUCCAUGGUUUUAAUGGAUGAAGAUCUGGACUAUGUUUCUACACAGAGGGUUGCCAUAGAGGGAAUAUGAUGUAAGCAUAACAUGAAAACUGAGGACUUCUUCCGUAUUCUUUCUGUUAUUCCAAAAUAUUUUUUUAUCAAACCAUGAAAACUGACCAUGUUUAUAUUUUGCCUUUUAUAACUUUUACUGGGUGGGAGCGAUUGUUGCUCCUUGAAUCUUGCUUUCUUCAGGAUCUUCAAGAAAAAUACCUCAAUCGGUCUAGAACUUUAUCUUUCUGCUUUUAAGUAUAAACUGUGGUUCAUAAUAGACAGCUGCCUCCCAUUGCUGGUGGAAUAAUUUUGGAAAAUAGCCUAUGGAAAUUGUCCUCUAGAAUUUAAGGGUUAGAUGCAUUUAUCGUUCUUGUGAUUUGUGUGGGGAGUUUAGUAUUUUAUGAUUGGGUAUCUGAAGAUUCUAAAACUACAUUGGCUGAUUAUGCCCUGAAGAGUUGUUUAUUCAUUAAUUUCCAGGAUUUUCAAGGUAAGGGAGAGAAAUCUCUUCUUUCUUGCGAUUUCUGUGGGAAAUUUAGCAUUUUAUGAAUAUAUAUCUGAAGAUUCUACCCACGACAUUGGGUGAACAUACCUACAUUGGUUCAUGCGUAGAUUAUAAACUCAGAGUCAUGGUUUGAAGGAUGGUCGAGAUUGGCACUUCCUGAAAGAGCAGAGAAUGAAAAGGGGAAUUAGAAUUAUCUACUUGAAUGGUUAGCCUGGUUCUAUUGAACAAAUAUUGUCGACUCCCUGGUUAAUUGACUCUACCAGUAUCCACGAGGCUUGUUUCAAUUUGAAGAGUGAAGAACUUAGAAAGAGAGCUAAGUUCCUUCGGUUUAUCUUCAGCCCUAUUCUUGGUAUCUCCCCUAUUUUUCUACCCAUAUGGUGAGGGGACCUCGGAGAUGUUUUUGGCAGAAGAUUUCCCCACUGCUCAAGGUAGUAGGGGUGUUCAAGUGAUUGUGAUUGUAGGUUAACCCUUUCCUCUCCAUGGAGGCUCUGUUGGAGGUUUUAUUUGUGGAGAGGAUAAUAAUAAAUUUAAAGGCAGACAUUUGUGGAGAGGGUUCCAUCUCUUUUUACGUCCCUAUUCAAUGACUUAACCAGCAUUUAAAUGGGUCGUUUAAAUUAAUAGAGGGAAAAGCUACAGUAAGGGGGCUAAGAUCCCUCAGUUGAACUUCAGCCCUUUUUUUGGUGUUUCCCCUAGUUCUCUACCCGUAUGAAGAGAGGGACCUUGGAUGUGUUUUUGGUAGAAGAUAUUUCCAAGGCUCUCGAUAGUAGCGGCGUGAAAGGAGACUAUGGUAGCUGAGACGUCCUCUCUUCUCCAAGGAGGCCCAGUUGGUGGCUUUAAUUGUGGAGAGACUGAUAAUGAAUUCGAAUGUAGACAUUUUUGUCCUCUCUCUCUCCUUGUUUUCUUUUGAGUGAGAAAAUAGCUUCCAGUUCCAUUGGUUAACCUAAACAGCUGAAUUCGGGUCUCUGUGAAGAAAUCCGUACAGUUAGUGGGCACAUAUCUUUUUGACUUGCCCAAAUUGGUUCUUAUUGUAUGUCCUUCAUUGAUGAGUUUCCUACCCGAAAUUCCUGAUUAAAUUUAUGAGUACAGUUAGUGUACUCUCAGGUUUGAGCUCGAAAACCUCAAACACUAAUUUAUCAUCACUUAAGCUGUUAAAUAUUGGCCUUGGGUGUGUCGGUUAAUUGAUAACAGCUUAUUUGAUCUCAACCCUCAUCUACCCUCAGAGUGUUGUGCCCAUGCCCAUGACACGUAGGUUGUGAACUUUGAUUCGUGGUUAGUCAAUGAGUUUGACUGGAGUUGCCUACCAUUCAAAGACUCCACCACAUCUCUGUGACGGGUGAUCAAGUAGACCACAGAAAAUGAAGAUGAAACGCCAAACGAUUGUUCCCUGAUGAUUCUAAUGUAAAAACGUUUUGGUGGUUGUGGCUUUAGGGUUUUGGUGGUGGAGAAUGGUUUGCAAGAAAAAGAAAAAAAAAUCAGAAAAUUACUUCUUUUUUUUUUUUUGGUGUGGAAACUUGUUAUGAAGAGGUUGCUCGCCGGGGAUAGAAUUCAAAUAUUCACAUCUUAUAUUCAAACAAGAAUGCUUUUUGUGGGCUGGAAUGGAGAUCGUCGUUCUUCCAUUUUGGAAACUUGUUUGUAACAAAGUCUACAUGUUCUGCUGGUUCUGCGUGAUGGAGCAUCCUCCUACCAGCUAUCGAAUGGGCCAUAAAGUGGAAGAGAAAAUUCAAAUAAAAAUUCAGAAAAUAUUCUAGACAUGAUUAAACAUGGCUGCAUUGAAUUUCGUAAGCUGAUCGAGAUGAAUGAAGAUGGGGGAGGAGAUUCAAAAUGAACUACCGAAUUUGGUAAAGAAUAUCUUCUUUUUUUUCUCUCACUUUUCCUUAUAUACCAUCUUCAUUGAUGAAGGUGGAUAGCAACGAUACCCUCUCAUUCUUUUGUUCUCUUCACAGAAUUUCUCUUCAUUACCUUAUGCGUUCUUGCCUUUUAAUGCAAUGGCGACAUAAACCACCUUCAAGCAAAAAACAAAAAAAAAAACGAAACAAAAAAUUGUCAACUGUCCAUCACCAUGGAAGAGAGAGAAACCAAGUGCAUUCUAAACUCGAUCAUUGAUCUGAAACAGACAGACGCUUGGCAAUUCUGCUCAUUCCUUCUCGAGUAUAUCCCCAUUUAUAGCUAUUGACUCAUCAGAUGGAGGGUUUGCUCUCAUUGCCACGAGUGAAUUUUUGUGCCCUCUUAAACUACCACCUCUUAGGACGUCUGGUUCUCUCGUUCAUUUAUUUUCCGGCCUCUCAGAGUUUGGACGUUCUAUUCCACGAUCUUCGCUAGAGAAAUCUACAUCCCUAGUCCCCCAGUUCUUAAUUAAUUUCAGAUUCUGGAGCACACAGAGGUACUUCGCCAUGUUUUGACUUUAUGCCAUUUUUCUUGCUCCAGAGGUGAUAUGGACAUCUCCUGACUUGUCAUUAGCUACUGAGACAUUGCUCAUGGAUCUAAUGGUCUCCAUUCCUCAUGUCUCCCUUCCUCUUUUUUUUUUUAUUCAUUCAGCUCCUGAAAAAUGUAAAAACUAUGCGAUUAUGUGCAAUUGACAACUAAUUUUCCUGUUUCUAAAAUUGUCAAUUGAGUUGGGAUUCAUCAAUUCCAAACCCAUGGACGACAGAUUCCCAUACAUCCCGUAAUAAUUCGGUUAAAUGAUUACAUAUCGAUAUGAUUGUAAUAAGUUGACUUCUGUUGAGAGGAAUCUUUUCUCUUGCUUUCAGAUGAAUGAUACUAAUAAUAGUAAUAAAAAUGCAACACAAUUGGUCCAAACUAGAAGAAAUAAGGAGGAAUUGUUGUCUCUUAAUAGAAAUUCUGUGGGGUGUAUCGUACAAGAAUUUAGAUGAGAUUACUGAUAUUUAGAUCUUGUCAGAAAUCUGAUGAUAUUCAUACCUUCUGUCUUUAUUUCACCAUUUUUUUUUCAUCUAAUCAUUGUGCCCUCGUCAUGAUUGCCAAUCGAUGUGCUGUUGAAUUCAGACUAGUCGGAUUAUCAUAGAAAAAAAGAGAGGAAAAAUCUGCCGUUCGUCUUGCUCCGGAGACCCUAACAACGUCUUCUAUAUUGGUCAGAGAACCUGCUGUUGACCGCUGACCAGAAGACGGUGAAGCUCGUUGACUUUGGCCUGGCGAGAGAAGAGACGUUGACCGAGAUGAUGACGGCGGAAACCGGAACCUACCGGUGGAUGGCCCCGGAGGUGCUCCCUCAGACCUCCCCUACCCCUCAAUCAUUAUUUGAAUCAUCAUGUUAAUCGGGUAAUUUAACUAUAGAAGGAAACUGAAAAAUUGACGACGACAAUGAUGAUGAUGAUUAUUACUAUUUAUUGUCAAAAAAAAUUUGUAGCUGUACAGCACGGUCACUCUAAGGCAUGGGGAGAAGAAACAUUACAACCACAAAGUGGAUGCCUACAGCUUUGCCAUAGUCCUGUGGGAGCUCCUCCAUAACCGGCUCCCCUUUGAAGGCAUGUCCAACCUCCAAGCCGCCUACGCCGCCGCCUUCAAGGUAAGACCCGUCCCAGUUUCUUCUUCUGAUCAUCACCACCAUCACCAAUUCUUCUGUGUGCUCUAGCUCGUGCUUGAUUGAUCUAUUGAUGAUAUGUGAUGGGCUGUGGAAAUCAUCUAUACCAGUUCUUCUGUAAAAAAAAUAAAAUCGCAGAGAAGAUGAACAGUCUUGGGUUUUUCUGACAAGUUUCUCUCACUAGUUUCUCUUGUUUUGAUCAUCAUCUAGCUCGUGCUUGAUUGAGCUGGAAGAUGUUUACAUGCACCGGAAAUCAUCUGACAGUUUUUCUGUGAAAAAAGAAACAAAAAAAAUAAAAAUCGCAGAGAAAGUGAAGAACAGUCUCGAGUCGUCUUCUUCGCUGCUUCUUUGAUUGAUAAUUUCCGAUGAUCAUGAUCACAAAUGACAAAAAAGAAGAGAGCGAAAGAGAAAGAUCUGACGAGUUUCUUCUUGCUCGUUGCUGCUGCUGCUGCUGCUGCUGCUGCGAGUGAAGAACGUGAGGCCGAGCGCCGACGACCUGCCGGAGGAGCUGGCGGCGGUGAUGACCUCCUGCUGGAAGGAGGACCCGGAGGCGCGGCCCAACUUCAGCCAGAUCGUGCAGAUGCUGCUGAGCUUCCUCGCCGCCAUGUCGCCGCCGCCCGCCGCCGGGCCCGGGCGGGUCUUCACGUCGGAGAACGCCGUCCUGCCGCCGGAGUCCCCCGGGACGAGCUCUCUCAUGGCCGCUCGGGACGGCGGCGCCGCCGAGGGCUCCGGAGACCGCCGCCCCAGGGGGGGCAUCUUCUUCUGCUUCAGCCACUGCUACUGA